AUGCAACACUCCAUUCAAUGUGCCGCAUGUGUUGACCAGGCGCACCACACUACCAUAAAGCGGAGGAGCACAAUGCGUUAUUGGGAUGAUGGUGUGGAAGGAGUUGAUGAGUGUAGAUGGCUGUGGUGUGAGGGGAUGCGCAAACGACUGACAGGCAGAGAGAAGGCAGGAGUGGAGGCAGCAGCAGCGGCAGCAGCAGCGGCAGCAGCAGCGGCAGCAGCAGCAGUUGUGACGUCACCGUUUGGUGUCACCACAUGGGCGGCACACCAGGUGGGAGAGGUAAUGGAAUGGAAACACGUGCGAAGUCAUGACUGCACCCCCAUGCGUGUCGACCCCGACACAGCACGAGGCGGUUACACUCGUCAACGGUUUUGCCAGGAUAACCAACCUUCAACCACAUCUGUAGGAUGGUUUGCGAGCGAGACGGUGGUGGCUCUCACGUGGCUUAGGAGACACACAAUGAACAAUCUGGAGACAUAG
Messenger RNA from Echinococcus granulosus, 480 nucleotides. RefSeq lists its product as hypothetical. The transcript has a single exon. Bases 1 to 480 code for a protein of 159 amino acids. The record is from RefSeq and is a predicted model, not a curated record. Lineage: Eukaryota; Metazoa; Platyhelminthes; Cestoda; Cyclophyllidea; Taeniidae.